GGUUUUGCCAGUAUUGUUUCAUUAUGCCCGAGCCGGCCAAGUCUGCUCCCGCCCCGAAGAAGGGCUCCAAGAAGGCGGUGACCAAGGCCCAGAAGAAGGAUGGCAAGAAGCGCAAGCGCAGCCGCAAGGAGAGCUACUCCGUGUACGUGUACAAGGUGCUGAAGCAGGUCCACCCCGACACCGGCAUCUCUUCUAAGGCCAUGGGAAUCAUGAACUCCUUCGUCAACGACAUCUUCGAGCGCCUCGCAAGCGAGGCUUCCCGCCUGGCGCACUACAACAAGCGCUCGACCAUCACCUCCAGGGAGAUCCAGACCGCCGUGCGCCUGCUGCUUCCGGGGGAGCUGGCCAAGCACGCGGUGUCGGAGGGCACCAAGGCCGUCACCAAGUACACCAGCUCCAAGUAAAUUCUCAAGGUCUUGUCCAACCCAAAGGCUCUUUUCAGAGCCACUCA
This is a messenger RNA of Pan troglodytes (chimpanzee), 451 nucleotides long. RefSeq names its product H2B clustered histone 13 (gene H2BC13). Gene Ontology annotation, molecular function: DNA binding; protein heterodimerization activity; structural constituent of chromatin. Gene Ontology annotation, cellular component: nucleosome. NCBI's taxonomy places the organism in Eukaryota, Metazoa, Chordata, Mammalia, Primates, Hominidae. The record is from RefSeq and is marked inferred. The coding region runs from base 24 to 404 and encodes 126 amino acids. The transcript has a single exon.